Homarus americanus (American lobster) is the source of this 5413-nucleotide messenger RNA. RefSeq lists its product as uncharacterized. Gene Ontology annotation, molecular function: protein binding. The record is from RefSeq and is a predicted model, not a curated record. NCBI's taxonomy places the organism in Eukaryota, Metazoa, Arthropoda, Malacostraca, Decapoda, Nephropidae. The coding region runs from base 611 to 4354 and encodes 1247 amino acids. The transcript has 15 exons.
UUGUCUCCAGGAUACUCUAGGGUCGUUCUCACUGCGACUCUGGAGAUCGACUCGUGGCCGCGUGCACUUAGGGGAGGUGAGUGUGGUGGUGCCUGGGUUGGUGUCCCGGGCGUGCGGUCUGCCACCUUCACCCCACGCCACCUGGCAACGCUGGAGCACCGCGGACAUCAGACUCUCGCCUGGAGGCGUGGAAGCGGGGUGGGCGUGGGGACCUGAAGGCAGCGUGGGUAUAGGCGUGGCUCAGCCUGAAGGGUGUGGACGUGAGGGCCAGUACAUCACCCUUGACGCCGACGUUCUACAGGAGCUCGAGCCCUCAGACCUACACACGCUGGGAGGUUCGGUGGUGGGCGGGUGGGCGCGCUACCGAUGGGGGGUGUUCGAGGAGCGUGGAUACCAGGACCACCCACACUACCCUGCCGCCCACCUCAAGGACGGCACAAUCACGCCCACAGCCUGCACGCCAACACCCACCCACGGCCAUUGGACCUCCAGCAAAGGGUCGGAAGAGUGUGAUGAGAACACAGAAGAUGAGGUGAGGCAGUGUGUGUGGGUCCCUGACGUCACAGCCCAGGUCAACACCUCCCUGCUCUACCGCUCUGACCUGCCUCAGAUGUGGGGGUUCUGUGACUCAGACACCCACGACGAGGACGCUCCCACACCCCACAACCUACUGUGUGGGGCGAGGAGUGUAUGGGACGUCAUGAACCAACACCGCGACUUCGCCAAGCCUUCACCACACCAGACCACUCCCCAUACCACCCAGCGCACCACCUUCACCAGUUACCCCGUCAGCACCUCCACCCUGGCUUCCACACAACACACUGAUCAUCAACACAACAGUGACGGCAACAGUGAGGGCAACACCUAUGAGGACAGCUUUUCUACAGACAAGGAAAACUCGACCAGUAUAGAAGCUGGAAUCGAUGCCCAGAAUAUUACGUUAGGUGAUUCUGGUGAACUAUUAUCAAAUGUGGAAGCUUCCUUUAUAAGCGAAGGAUUGUUCUUAAGUGACGUGAGAAGACAAACUGUCGACAAUAAUCACACAGCGGGUGAUGAUAACGACACUAUCCAGGCGUUUGUGGCAAUUCAGCGAACGACCACAGACCAUGAAAACAUCAAGAUCAGCCGAAAGAGACGAGACGACACCCAGGGAAGGCAGAGUGGUGUGGUGCCACUGAGGCCCAGUCUGGUAACCGCCCACAUUGCCACCUCCACCCCUCCUCCACCCCUCCCAGCGCCCCGACACUUCCAGCAGAACGCCAACCUAACCAUCUAUGAGGCCCCUGUAGGCAGCCAUGACAUUAACACCACGGACAACUUAAGACCCGUGGCUCAGUGGGAUGAUGAAGUGCCAAGAAUGCUGAACUCGGGGCCCUCCAGUAUCCCGUCCUGGAGUCCGUCAACCCAGGCCAAGAGCACUCCACCACCACCUACUUGGACCCCUCCUCCCCCGUCCCUAGUGCUGCUGGGCCCCGCCCCUAGUGCCGUAGUGUUGGCACUCGACCUCUCUGACCAAGCCGUCACACAGGUAAAUAUGAACGACCUACGUGGUGGCAUCCUGCGGUGGUUGUGGGGUCUAGGGGCGGAAGUGAAGGUGGGGGUCUUGGCCGCUUACAACAACGCCUCCUACCCCCUCACCCUGGGCCCUCUGCUCCCUGCCCCCACCACUGCCCCAGAGCUGGAAGAUGAGCUCACCCUUCUGCCGUCUGUGGACGAGGUGGAACACGGCGUCUACGGCGGGGAGUACUGCUUAAGCUGUGUCCUGGACGAGGCUGCCAAGAUGCUGGAGGGUGGCGGUGUUGCGCCUGAGGCUGGAGUGUUGCUGCUGGCUGCAUGUUCCCCUGUGGUGACCCCCGCUACCCUGGCACGAGCCUCGCACACCAACAUCUCCACUAUCCACACCUUGGCCCUCUGUCCCGCCACUGACCCCAUGUUUGACCAGCUGGCUGGUCUAGGGGGUUCAUGGGUUUUACCAGGUCCUCCAGCAGUGGCGCCACCAGCAGGAGAGGGCCAUGAGGGUGGGGAACAGCAGGCUGCCCGUGUGCUGACCGCUGCCUCAAGGGCUGCCUUCGCUGCUCCGGGGGACCCCACACUCGUCAGGGUGGGAGGGCAGGUGUUAAAGGUGGAGGAGGGAGGAGUGGUGAGUGGUGGGCCGUACAGCACACUGACAGGCAGAGUCAGUCUCCCUCCAGCAGGCGACCACCUCCUCCUUGUUAUCACCACACAGUACCACGCUAAGAUUGUAGAAGUCACAAGUCCGUCUGGAGAGGAAACAGACAUCAUGAAAGACACAAACCAACGUUUCUGGACGGUGGUCGAUAGAAGCGGAGGAGAAUUCACGUACAUUGUAAAGUUCCUUACAAGUUCCAUCGAAUUUCCGUUUUCUGUGACGGUUGACGUGUAUGAGAGAAAACAGGAUGAUAUUGGUAUUGAGGUGACACUCAACACCAACAACGACGGUCACGUUCCCCUGAAGCCUGGCUCAAGGCCUCUAGUUGUGUGGGCUAAAGUGAUGCUGGAUGGCCGACCUGUCGUAGGGUCAAAGGUUAUGUUGAAAGUGAGUCACCUAAGUGAAGACGGGUCAACAGAUAUGAUGGUGGAGCUUCUGGACAAUGGAAACGCUGAGCCGGAUGUGCGAGCACAGGACGGAGUGUACACCAGAUACGUGACGUGGCUGCCAGGGGAGGGUCGCUAUGCCCUCUCCGCUACCGCCUCAGACCACCACGGGGCAGCCUCCGUCCUCAGGCCCAGGAGGAGAGAUGGCCGAGUGGUGCCAGUGAGCGCGGGUCAGUUCAGUGCCAGCAGUGGUGCAGUGACCCUGACAGUGGCCCGUGUCACCUCGGCUGACCUCACCCCGCCCUCACGUGUCACUGACCUGACCGUGACAUCCGUACACAACACCACCGUCAACCUCACCUGGUCAGCGCCUGGCGGAGACCUGGACCAGGGUUCAGCGUGGAUUUACGAGCUGAAGAUGUACACGGAGAGGAGCGCCCUGAGCGAGGAACGGUUCAACACCUCCACCAUCGCCGUCUACUGCAUCACCCAUGACCUGAGGGCUCCCACCCAGACCCCUGCCAGCUACGGCACACCACAACACUGCCUCACAGACCUACCCUUCACCAACCUCAGAUGGUACUUCGCCAUUCGAGCAGUAGACUCGUCCAACAACACAGGCAGCAUCUCAAACAUUGUCUCUGCCUUUGUACCUGACCCUCCCACCACGCCGCUGCCUACAACGCCUGCAAGUGAGCCACCUUCCAACAUGCAGACUGUCAUUAUGUCUACUAUCACAUCUCCCAACCCACAGGAUGCUAAGAAUCUUGGAAAUGCGACAUCCAGGGAUCACUCUAAGAAUACCACAUAUGACUGGAGAGUGUGGGUGGCUGUGGGUGUUGGGGUGGGUGGCAUCAUUCUGGCAGUUAUUAUAGUGCUUGUGUGUAUUUGCUGCUGCAGGAGAAACCAAGACAAUGGAGAAAAGGACCCUGACCGCCCAGUGUACAAGAUUUAUGUCAACAAUGCCUAUAUACAGGAGGAAGAUGGUGAAAUUAAGGUGGUCAGUAAUGGUAAACUAGUGGAUGACAAGGAACCCAGCCAGGUGCAGGAAUGGGUCAACUCUCUGUCAAAAUUUGGAUCAUCUGAUGUCUAUGGAGCAGAGCAUGUGGAGGCUCCUGUCACCUCUACAGAAGCCCCUCUUGUGGAGUGCCGCCCCAGGGCCUCUAUGAAAUAUUCCAGUCCAGUUCGUUUUGGAGUAUUAACUAAUGGGUCCAUCAUGCGGGAGGCCUGUGCAUCUUCUUCCUCAACUUCUUCCUCUAAACCUUCAGAUGACCCAACAAAUGAAGAUAUGAAAUAUCGAGACUUAUCGGAGACUACCAGCAACUCAACGACCGAUGGAGGAGCUUCAGCAGCCUCCACUGCGACAACAGAUACUGUACCGCCCCCACCUCCUCCAAUUUUAGAUACUGCUCGAGCAAUUCCAAUCACUGUUAAACCAACUGAUAGUGACCUGCCACUACCACCACCUCCUUCACAACUAUUACAACAACCACUGGGAAUUCCAGGUCCUACUGUUAUAUCUAUUCAUUCUGGUCCUGCCCUUAAUAAUGGUUAUAGCAGUGAUGAAGAAGGAGGGUUUAGACCAAGGACAUUAGCAGGGCCAGGACCUCGUAGGUAUCUGCCUACUCACUUUUCGUCAUUCCGUUAUCUUCCACCACCACCGGAAUACCGGUCCGCUAUGGCUGGUGGUGGUCCAGUUGACUACCCAACAUGUCACACUAUCUCCCGAGCAACAGCAACACUUCCGCAUGGCACAGUUCGUAGUGUUAAAAAGCGUCGGCAUAUAUCCUUUGUUUAGAUACAUGGGACUACUGGUGAUUUGUGAAGUGUGUCUUACCUUGCAAGAAACUGAAAUCAUUAUGGUAUCACUUGUUGGGGAAAAUAUGGAACCAGUUGAAAAUUCAGUGUGAAAUAUAGACACUUUUUUAUUAAAAGACAGUUCUGCAACAUUCCCAUACUAGAUACUGUACUAGACUGAAAAUACUAUACGUAAUAUAAAAGGCAAGGUUCAUGAAAUUUCUUACAUUUUUCAGACUAUAAAAAUGUGUGAAAGAACUGAUACACUAUAACUGCAGCAUUAGCUUUAACCAUUGAACAUGAAGGAAAUAAAAUAGGAUCCCAUAAACAGCGGUGUUAGUGAUGUGGACCAUGAUGUCGUCCAUGAUGUCAAGCAUUGAACUACUUAGAUCAUGUUUUAAAUACCCGUAUAUGUAAAUAAUGUGUAAAUAAUUUAUGUGUAAAAGGCCAAAAAUUACUUAUUUUCAAUGUGAUAAAUGUAUAUAUUUAACCUCGCAUGAAGAUUGACAUGGAGCUCAUGUUUUUGUAUGAGAUAAAACUUCUGGAAUAAUCUUUCAUACUAGUGCAUUAUUUGACACUGGCUUUCAUAUGAUAUUUCCACAUAUUGUAUCAAAUAUAAUCUUGAAAUGUCUCAUAAUAUUCCAUGAUUGUGUAGCGUAAUGUUAAAGUAAGAUUAAUAUUAUCCUCCAACAGAAUGAUGAAGACUUACAAUAUCUUGGUGAAGGAUAACCACAGAUCUACUGACAAUGGAUACAGCCAUUGUUACAUUAAUGUAUUUUAAUUUUGUUUUUGUUAUUAAGUAUAUUUGUACUGUAUAUAAUUUUUUGCAACAUUUACUGAUGGUUACACACCUUGUAAAAAAAAAAAUUCCUUGUCACUUCCAUGCCAAAGACUGAACCACCACCAGUUAUACUUUGUAAAUUAAUUACCUUACAUUUCCAAGAUUGAAUUAAAAGAUGUGAGUGACUUCAGCACCACAUUCUUGUCUUAUACAUGCAGAGGUGGCUAUGACUGUAAAAUUGUGUAUAUAAUGAUUGUAAAAUUAAACUUCCAUUCAGAA